Messenger RNA from Triticum dicoccoides, 2249 nucleotides. Its product is annotated as 9-cis-epoxycarotenoid dioxygenase NCED1, chloroplastic-like. Gene Ontology annotation, biological process: carotene catabolic process. Lineage: Eukaryota; Viridiplantae; Streptophyta; Magnoliopsida; Poales; Poaceae. The coding region runs from base 118 to 2037 and encodes 639 amino acids. Gene Ontology annotation, molecular function: carotenoid dioxygenase activity. Gene Ontology annotation, cellular component: chloroplast stroma. The transcript has a single exon. The record is from RefSeq and is a predicted model, not a curated record.
CAAGCAGCAAAAGGCAGCAGCGUGCGAACUGGUGUGAGCGUUUGCUGCUACUCAACAAAGAAAUUGCUACCCAUCCACUAGCAAUCCAAAGAGCCAUUGAUCUGCAGAUUGCAGAAAAUGGAGGGAGCACUUGUCACCUCCAACUUCAGCAUGUCUGAUCUCUACCCCGCCAAAGCCAAUGCUGCUCAUGCUCCGAGAUCGAGGAGGCUCUCCUACAUCUCCCCUGCUGCCUCUUCUGCUGCUGCUCCGAACCCCAGCUACAGACGGAGGAAGGGCACGUCGCCCCCGCCGCCGUCGACUGCCGCCACCGCCACCGCCCUCACCUCGCCGCCCAAGCCGGUCGAGCAGCAAGAGACGGAAGAGCACCUGGUCGACACGUCGACAAACAAUGCAACUGGUACACGAGUGGCUACCGCGAGAACGAGCAGGGCAACCGAUGCGCCUCGGUCGUCCAGGCCUCGCCGCCGGCCUACUGCUUCGCUACAGGCGGCGUUCUGCAACGCGCUGGAGGAGGCGAUCAACACGUUCGUCGACCCGCCGGUGCUGCGGCCGUCGGUGGACCCGCGGCACGUGCUGUCCGCCAACUUCGCGCCCGUGGACGAGCUGCCGCCCACGCCCUGCCCCGUGGUGCGCGGCGUCAUCCCGCGCUGCCUCGCCGGCGGCGCCUACAUCCGCAACGGGCCCAACCCGCAGCAUCUCCCGCGCGGGCCGCACCACCUCUUCGACGGCGACGGCAUGCUGCACUCUCUGCUCCUCCCGACGGCGCCCGACUCCGACCCCGUCCUCUGCUCCCGCUACGUGCAGACGUACAAGUACAUCGUGGAGCGCAACGCGGGCGAGCCGGUCUUGCCCAACGUCUUCUCCGGCUUCCACGGCCUGGCCGGGAUGGCGCGCGGCGCCGUCACGGCGGCCAGGGUGCUGACAGGCCAGAUGAACCCGAUGGAGGGCGUGGGGCUCGCCAACACCAGCCUCGCCGUCUUCGGCGGCCGCCUCUACGCGCUCGGCGAAUCGGACCUCCCGUACGCCGUGCGCGUCGACCCGGCCACCGGUGAGGUGACCACGCUCGGCAGGUGCGACUUCGGUGGCCGCCUCAGCAUGGGCAUGACCGCGCACCCCAAGAAGGACCCCAUCACCGGCGAGCUCUUCGCGUUCCGCUACGGCCCCAUGCCGCCGUUCGUCACCUACUUCCGGUUCGACCCGGCAGGGAACAAGGGCGCCGACGUGCCCAUCUUCUCCGUCAAGCAGCCGUCUUUCCUGCACGACUUCGCCGUGACGGAGCAUUAUGCGAUAUUCCCGGAGAUACAGAUCGUGAUGAACCCCAUGGGCAUGGUGGUGGGCGGCGGCUCGCCCGUCGGGGCGGACCCCGGCAUGGUGCCUCGCCUCGGCGUGAUCCCCAAGUACGCCGCGGACGAGUCGGAGAUGCGGUGGUUCGAGGUGCCGGGGUUCAACAUGAUGCACUCGGUGAACGCGUGGGAGGAGGCCGGCGGCGAGGAGAUCGUGAUGGUGGCGCCCAACAUCCUGUCCAUCGAGCACACGCUGGAGCGCAUGGAGCUGAUCCACGCCUCCGUGGAGCUGGUGCGCAUCAACCUCCGCACCGGCAACGUCACCCGCACGCCGCUCGCGGCGGCGAACCUCGACUUCGGCGUGAUCAACCCGGGCUGCCUUGGCCGCCGCAACCGCUACGGCUACUUCGGCGUGGGCGACCCCAUGCCCAAGAUCGGCGGGGUGGCCAAGCUCGACUUCGACCGCGCCGGCCACGGCGACUGCACCGUGGCGCGCCGGGACUUCGGGCCGGGGUGCUUCGCCGGGGAGCCGUUUUUCGUCCCCGACGACGUCGAGGGGAACGGCGACGAGGACGACGGCUACGUGGUGUGCUACGUGCACGACGAGGGCACCGGCGACAACCGGUUCGUGGUGAUGGACGCGCAGUCGCCCGAGCUGGACAUCGUCGCCGAGGUGCAGCUUCCCUCCCGCGUCCCCUACGGCUUCCACGGCCUGUUCGUCACGAAGGCCGAGCUCCGGUCACAGCAUCAAUGAUCAUCAGAUUCAGGCACACCACUGCCAGAUGUUUCCGCGCCAUGGAUUGAUCGCGCGAUGUAUAAUAGUAGACCAACAGAGUGGUGCAUGGGUAGGUCAUGUAUAGGAUCCCAUGACAUACACAUAGGUGAAAUUGGUAUCUCAUGUGUAGCAUUUACAUUUUUACAAGAAAGAACUAUCGGUGAAAAACAUACCUGCAGUACAAAAAAACA